Messenger RNA from Sinocyclocheilus rhinocerous, 1838 nucleotides. RefSeq names its product purinergic receptor P2X, ligand-gated ion channel, 5 (gene p2rx5). Gene Ontology annotation, cellular component: plasma membrane. Gene Ontology annotation, biological process: calcium ion transmembrane transport; response to ATP. The transcript has 12 exons. Bases 51 to 1472 code for a protein of 473 amino acids. Gene Ontology annotation, molecular function: extracellularly ATP-gated monoatomic cation channel activity; purinergic nucleotide receptor activity. Lineage: Eukaryota; Metazoa; Chordata; Actinopteri; Cypriniformes; Cyprinidae. The record is from RefSeq and is a predicted model, not a curated record.
CUACGCAGAGCAGUUGACAGCUGCUUCGACGCUGUCAUUUACACAGGAGCAUGGCUCAGACCUGGGGUAACUUUUUAUUCUCUCUACUCGAUUACAAGACCGAGAAAUUUGUCAUCGCUAAAAACAAAAAGGUCGGAGUUCUGUUCAGACUCUUUCAGCUGGGGGUGAUUGGAUAUCUGAUCGGGUGGGUUUUUCUUUGGAAGAAAGGCUAUCAGGAGACCGAGGAAGUCAUUCAGAGUUCUGUGAUCACCAAACUCAAGGGUGUAGAUUUCACCAACAGCUCUCAGUCUGGUCUGCAGCUAUGGGGUGCAGAGGACUAUGUCAUUCCCCCACAAGGGGACAGAGUGUUCUUUAUUGUGACAAAUUAUGUAGUGACACCCAACCAAAAGCUGGGUUACUGCCCUGAGAGUCCUAAAGUGCCAGAUGGUUUAUGUACUUAUGACAAUGAAUGUGUGGAAGGGGAAUCUGUCAUAGCAGGCCAUGGAGUGAAGACAAGUCGCUGUAUAAACGACACAGGAACGUGUGAGAUUCAUGCCUGGUGCCCUGUUGAGCAUGGCCAGACACCAUUGGAGCCAAUGCUGGCAAAGGCAGAAAACUUCACGAUCUAUGUAAAGAACUUCAUCAAGUUUCCAAAAUUUGCCUUCUCCAAAUCGAACGUCCUGCCUACCACCAACAGCACAUAUCUGAAGAUGUGCAGAUAUGAUAAGGACCAUCAUCCCUAUUGUCCCAUCUUUCUUGUGGGAGAUGUGAUUAACUGGACUGGAUACAGUUUCCAGGAUUUGGCAACAAAGGGCGGUUCAAUUGGAGUUGGAAUUGAAUGGAAUUGUGAUUUGGAUAAAGAUGAAUCUCAAUGUAACCCUGAAUAUAGCUUCACACGCUUAGAUUCCUCGAAAAAUUCCCAGAACUCUGCCAUUUCUGGUUACAACUUCAGAUUUGCUCGAUACUACAAUGAUGCAGCAGGUCAAACCUAUCGCAAUCUAUUUAAAGUGUAUGGCAUUCGCUUUGAUAUAUUAGUUAAUGGAAAGGCUGGGAGAUUCAGUAUCAUUCCUACAGUGAUCAGCAUUGGCUCUGGGCUUGCUUUAAUGGGUGCUGGGGUUUUUGUCUGCGACAUGAUUCUGCUCUACAUGAUGAGCAAAAGCUCCUUCUACCGAGAGACUAAAUUUGAGGCAGUCACAAAAAAGCAAUCUGGAAAGCAGAGAGAGAGAAAGCAUGUGAGACACCACGGUCAUCAUCGCCAAGAUGGGCGGCACAAGAGAGAGGAGAAACAGGGAACAGAGAUGCAGCCAUUGACAUCAGUGUCAUGUCAGCCCAAUAACAACCCAGAGAGACAGAUCCAGCCCACAAGCUCAGCACUCAAAACCCACAGUUCUGAGAGAAGGCCGCAGGGCACAGUGUCAUUCAGGACUCAGCACGCUGCAGAAAAACAGACCAUUUCUCCCGUUUCCACCCUGAGAACACCACACAACCAGUAGAGGAUUUUUUUUGAUGCUGAAUCUCAUUGGAUUUACUGUGAAUGUAUGAAAGGAGGUAUUAUAGCGGGUCUAUGCUCAGUCAUACCAAAGAGGAAUACUGCCAGUGUUGUUAUGCUCUCCUAGUGUUUUAAAUGGCAAUGGAAGUUUUUGUUACGAAGGAUUUGCAAUAAGAUAAAUAUAAAUUAUUUAAUAUAAAUAUGGCCUGACAUCAAAAAUUGUCAAACCAAGGUUGAAUAAAUGUUAAAAUAUUUGACAAAAAAUGCUUGGGUCAUUGCAUUACUUUCAUCUUGAGUAAAUGUGAAAAGAGUACAAUCUUUAAAAAGAAGAAGAAAAAUUAAAAAUAAAUAAAGAUCUACACUACCAUUC